Molecule: messenger RNA, 1939 nt
Organism: Daphnia pulex (common water flea)
Lineage: Eukaryota; Metazoa; Arthropoda; Branchiopoda; Diplostraca; Daphniidae
Product: inactive ubiquitin carboxyl-terminal hydrolase MINDY-4B-like
Exons: 9
Coding region: 240-1454 (404 amino acids)
Biological process (GO): protein K48-linked deubiquitination
Molecular function (GO): K48-linked deubiquitinase activity; cysteine-type deubiquitinase activity
Source: RefSeq, a predicted model, not a curated record
UCGAGCGUGGCGGUCUGCCGACAGCGCAAUGCUCCCUUCGUGCUCACUUGCUUUCUCGAUAAGUCGAUAACUGGUACUAUAUAGGCCUGCAUCGUGGGUUAUAUACGACUGCAUCGGUAAGAAAUUGUGUCAGUCGUGUUCGUCCAACCAACCGGGUUAGUCUAUUCCGUGCCCCUUGUACACAACCGCCCUCUCCCCCCAACACCCACAUUGGUAGAAAAAAAGGCCAUCGUUCAGCAAUGACUCGAUAUCCGGGUCGAAGUACGGGAAUUGGUGCUGAAAGACCACCUUUACCUAACGUGCUACCAGUGCCCGCUACUCUCGGAACACCCAUUACGGAGGCCACAGCAAUCGCCUUGAGACAGAUCGUCUUUGGCCAAUGUCCGUGUUUGGUGCGCUCGGAAUUCUUCUCACGUGGCCCGGGCAUGGUCUUCCGCGAAGCAGAACAGCAGCUUGCCUACGGACUAACGUUCAUCGGCGGCGAUAUGACUCCCCUGGCUCGAUCCGUCCUAAUGAUAGUGCAAGCGCAGGUCCUGAGAACGAUACUCUUUGAAACGGAUCCGAACAAAACCUUAAAAACACGAAGAGAUCCUUUAGAGCCAACGAGAACGAUACAGAAAGAAGCUCUUGUUGCAGCUCUAGCCGACAUCAUCUGGCGGGCCGGAAGUGGACAAGGCGUACUCUGUUUACCAAGCAAAUCUGGUGUAUAUCUCCCAGAGUCUCCCCAGUUCAAUCAAGACGGAGUGACUGAAAAAUUGCAGCUGGUACCUUUCGGAAAGUGGGAUGAACUCGUAACCGUGCUACGCCGAUAUAUUUACAUAUUCCAAGAAGAACCUGGCCCGGCUGUCCUUCUUUUACUGUAUAGCGCUGUUUUAUCCAGAGGCUUGGAUCGAGUGAACGAAGACCUGAUGGGACGAGCGGCGAAUUAUAGCGGACUGACAAACAGAAGCCAUCUGGUGAGUUUUAAGGGUAGCAUUUCUAACAGUGUGCUAUGCUUGCUCAUGACCGGAAGAGCUAGUCCGUAUUUGCAUAACGGUGUCCAAUACCGAGGAGAUGAAGAUAAUGCGGCUGUUGCGGAAACGGGAGUGUUAAUUCGGUCACCACUCGGCCUCCUCUUAUGGAUGGGCAACGAGGAAAAGACACAAGCUGCUAAUCUUGGAUCCCGAUUAAAAACACCAAUCUUUCCUGUUUGGCUGGUGAUCUGCUGCGACCAAACUGGCCUUUUAUUUUGCUUAGACCGUGCUCUGAUGAGAGAUUACCGAAACGAGUACAACUUCCAGUUGCAUUACUUCACCAGUUCUCAUUACCAGACAAGUGAAACCAUUUUGAACAUAAGCACCCGCGGAUUUGAAGAAACGGAUGCAGAAUUGCCUCUCAGCACGCUUGACAAAAUCAUCAGAACCAAGUGGAGCGGAGCGCGCGUCAACUGGAACGGAAUUGCGCCAUUCUUAUGAGACAACAUUUUAUACGAAGAAAAUCCUUCCCCCCUCCUAUUUCUCCACUCCCCCACAAAUUCCCCCAAUAAACGGAGACGCAAUUUGAAUGUGUUGGGGGUGCACAAGAAACACCAUUACGUGCACCUUUUUUAUACGACGGAGAGCCUAUUCACCACAAAGAAUUUGAAGGCGUCAAUGAAGGGAUUACACCACGACUCGUCGUCGGAGCAAUCAAUGGAGGCGGCGGGGGAAACGCGGUGUCUGGUCCUCUUCACAUGCACGUCACUUGUAUAUUAGGAACUUGUCUAGUAGCUCGGAGUGGUAUUGUAACACCACGAACAAUGGUGUCAAAAGAAAAGGAAUCAAAGAGACAAUAUCGACCGCUUGUCGACAAGCCUGUAGCCUUGUUUAUACAACGUAGUCCAGAUUUGGUCUUGGUCGGUUUAAAAUUAUGUCCCAUUGUGUACUUAACAAUAAAGUGACUGCACAGUUUUGUCAGAAAA